Molecule: messenger RNA, 2946 nt
Organism: Leptonychotes weddellii (Weddell seal)
Lineage: Eukaryota; Metazoa; Chordata; Mammalia; Carnivora; Phocidae
Source: RefSeq, a predicted model, not a curated record
CCCUGCCUCUGCAGAAACAGCUCCCUGCCAGAACGGCGCUCGGCGCGGCGCGGCCCGGAGCGGCGGCGGCGCCUCUUCCUGCCUGCUCGCCCUCAGGAGUUGCUGGAUCUUUUUGACAGAGAAAAGCCGACAGGGGCCUCGGGGAGGACUGGCCACGAGCGGGCAGAGACGUUUCAGCCCCCCUGCUGGCCGGGCGGACCCUUCUCCCUCCGUCCGGGGGUCCGCCGCUCCCCCACUCCCCUCCUUUCCGCCUCUUCUCGCUCUGCCUCUCUAGAUUUAUUUUUUCAAAUGGUGUAGCCGCCAGAGGUGCGGUGCUAAAUUCUUGGAAGGGGCCCGGAUGUACUGAGGAUGCAUUACAAUUUCACAAAAGGAGGCAGUAGUGGAAAGGAGCAGUUUUUGGUGUUUGAUGCAAUAAUGGGAAUCAGGUAAUCAUCAGAAGGGAAGAAGAAAUACUGCAGAUCCACGGCUUCCUUGAAUUUUGCACGAAAGCCGACCUCGGAGGAGGGAUUAAUCCAGACCCGCUUGGGGGUGUUUUGCCAUUUCUUCCUCUUCGUGGCUUCUCCUUUUAAAACAAUUUUUGGUCAAUGGUCAAUGAGAACACGAGGAUGUACAUUCCAGAGGAAAACCAUCAAGGUUCCAACUAUGGGAGCCCGCGCCCCGCUCAUGCCAACAUGAAUGCCAAUGCCGCUGCAGGACUCGCCCCUGAGCACAUCCCUACACCGGGGGCGGCCUUGUCCUGGCAGGCGGCCAUCGACGCGGCCCGGCAGGCCAAGCUGAUGGGGAGCGCCGGCAACGCGACCAUCUCCACCGUCAGCUCCACACAGCGGAAGCGGCAGCAGUACGGGAAACCCAAGAAGCAGGGCAGCACGACAGCCACGCGCCCGCCCCGUGCCCUGCUCUGCCUGACUCUGAAGAACCCCAUCCGGAGGGCGUGCAUCAGCAUCGUCGAAUGGAAACCAUUUGAAAUAAUUAUUUUACUGACUAUUUUUGCCAAUUGUGUGGCCUUAGCGAUCUAUAUUCCCUUUCCAGAAGAUGACUCCAACGCCACCAAUUCCAACCUGGAACGAGUGGAAUAUCUCUUUCUCAUAAUUUUUACUGUGGAAGCAUUUCUAAAAGUAAUAGCCUAUGGACUUCUCUUUCACCCCAACGCUUACCUCCGCAAUGGUUGGAAUUUACUAGAUUUUAUAAUUGUGGUUGUAGGGCUUUUUAGUGCAAUUUUAGAACAAGCAACCAAAGCCGAUGGGGCAAAUGCUCUGGGAGGGAAAGGAGCUGGAUUUGACGUGAAGGCACUGAGGGCAUUCCGUGUGCUGCGCCCCUUGCGCCUGGUGUCUGGAGUCCCAAGUCUCCAGGUGGUUCUGAAUUCCAUUAUCAAGGCCAUGGUGCCCCUGCUGCAUAUUGCCCUGCUAGUGCUGUUCGUCAUCAUCAUCUAUGCUAUCAUUGGCCUGGAGCUCUUCAUGGGGAAGAUGCAUAAGACCUGCUACAACCAGGAGGGCAUAGCAGAUGUUCCAGCAGAAGAUGAUCCUUCCCCUUGUGCUCUGGAGACAGGCCAUGGGCGGCAGUGUCAGAACGGCACUGUGUGCAAGCCCGGGUGGGACGGGCCCAAGCACGGCAUCACCAACUUCGACAAUUUUGCCUUCGCCAUGUUGACGGUGUUCCAGUGCAUCACCAUGGAGGGCUGGACAGACGUGCUGUACUGGAAUGUCCAUGCCUCUCCUAAAAUAGUGGGGAAAGGAGGCACACCAGCGGGCUUGCUUGAUCAGAAGAAAGGGAAGUUUGCUUGGUUUAGUCACUCCACAGAAACCCAUGUGAGCAUGCCCACAAGCGAGACCGAGUCUGUCAACACCGAAAACGUGGCUGGAGGUGACAUCGAGGGAGAGAACUGCGGGGCCAGGCUGGCCCACCGGAUUUCCAAAUCAAAGUUCAGCCGCUACUGGCGCCGGUGGAACCGGUUCUGCAGAAGAAAGUGUCGUGCCGCAGUCAAGUCUAAUGUCUUCUACUGGCUUGUGAUCUUCCUGGUGUUCCUCAACACGCUCACCAUCGCCUCGGAACACUACAACCAGCCCCACUGGCUCACGGAGGUGCAAGACACGGCCAACAAGGCACUGCUGGCCCUUUUCACUGCAGAGAUGCUGCUGAAGAUGUACAGCCUAGGCCUGCAGGCCUACUUUGUGUCCCUCUUCAACCGCUUUGACUGCUUCAUCGUGUGCGGGGGCAUCCUGGAGACCAUCCUGGUGGAGACCAAGAUCAUGUCUCCCUUGGGCAUCUCUGUGCUGAGAUGUGUCCGGCUGCUGCGGAUAUUUAAAAUCACAAGGUACUGGAACUCCUUAAGCAACCUGGUGGCAUCCUUGCUGAAUUCUGUGCGCUCCAUUGCCUCCCUGCUGCUGCUCCUCUUCCUCUUCAUCAUCAUCUUCUCUCUCCUGGGGAUGCAGCUCUUUGGGGGAAAGUUCAACUUUGAUGAAAUGCAGACCCGGAGGAGCACAUUUGAUAACUUUCCCCAGUCCCUCCUCACUGUGUUUCAGAUCCUGACCGGGGAGGACUGGAAUUCGGUGAUGUAUGAUGGGAUCAUGGCUUAUGGCGGCCCCUCUUUUCCAGGGAUGUUAGUCUGUAUUUACUUCAUCAUCCUCUUCAUCUGUGGAAACUAUAUCCUACUGAAUGUGUUCUUGGCCAUUGCUGUGGACAACCUGGCUGAUGCUGAGAGCCUCACAUCUGCCCAAAAGGAGGAGGAAGAAGAGAAGGAAAGAAAGAAGCUGGCCAGGACUGCCAGCCCAGAGAAGAAACAAGAGGUGGUAGAGAAGCCAGCAGUGGAGGAGACCAAGGAGGAGAAAAUUGAACUGAAAUCCAUUACAGCUGAUGGAGAGUCCCCACCCACCACCAAGAUCAACAUGGAUGACCUCCAGCCCAAUGAAAAUGAGGAUAAGAGUCCCUACCCAAACCCAGAAAAUACAG